AUGAUUGUUAGUGUGUCGGGCUGUGAGAAGGAAGACGUGGUGUUCUUGGAUUGGGGUGUUCGAAUAAAAUUAGAAAUGGUUGUAUGAAAUGUUCCUGUUAGUAUACUUAUCUUUUACAGGGAACUAGUAGCUGUAAAGUGUUCUACACACAAUGGUAUACGUAUCUUCAAGUGGAACAAUUCAAGACAAAUCUCCAUGGAGUAUCUCAAGGUUAAUUGCAUUAUUAUGGGGUUUCCUGAAUUUCAUAGUUAUGUUCUUCAAGACUUUGAUCAACCCUGAUAUGAACAGACAUGGAGACAGAUACACAAGAGAUUACAGACCUGGACCUGGGCCUCCACGACCACCCCAGAGGAGAAUGGGUGGAUUUGGGAGUGGCAGCAUCAACAGUUGUGCCUCAUGUUCCUCAGGAUGAGGCUAAGAACUGUUCUCACAGACAGUGUGCCUUUUGUGUUUAGUAGCUUCUUUGUCAACAUCUUGAAGGACAUAAUAUAGUGACAUUGAUGCUCAUAAUACAGAUACUAGAAACAGGCACCUUGCUGAGAGGACAAAACCCAUUCCAUGUAUAUGAAUCCACUAGGAACCUUUUAGUGACAGUUGGAAGAAGCCACACAGCACUGUUUUUGCCUUAAAAUACUGCCAUAAGAAUUAACAUAAAGUGGGAUAAGUGACUUGGUAUUUGAUGUUACGUAUUUCAGUGUGUACCACUUGCAACCAGAAACAUAUUAUAUGUAGUCAAAAUUAAGUUUAAAUUCAGCAGUCAGUAAAGAUCAUUUCUCUACAAUGUUGAACUUGAUUUGUGUUUAGAAUUUGUUUUCUUGGCAGGGUACCCAGCACUGCUUUAUUAAUCUCAUUGUUUCAAUAAAAAUUCACAGUAUUUAAAACAGUCGCAGUUCAUUAUGCAGUAAUGCUGGUUGGCUGCUUGCAGCUCUUGACAUUCUGGUGACCUACAUAUGAUGUCAAAACUAAUAAACCUGAAUGAACAGGAGUAGUAUUGACAGAUGAUGGGCAUAUACUGGAUACUGCAAUGUGUUUUACAUUCAUUGCUUGAAUGCUUUUAUUUAACAUUGUGCACAUAAGCAUAUGACCACCUCCUAUAUAUUUCUUUGCAUUUUCCAUUUCAUGUUUAUAUACUUAUAUUCAAGGUAUGAGUAAACUGUAGAAAAAUAUUACUUUCUUGGUCAGUAUUUUUCUUUCCUUUUCUUAUAUGUGUGUGUGUAAGAUAUGAUUGAACACCCCUGUGGUGAAAUAUAUGUAAAUUGUAAAACAAUUAAAGCUUUGUCUUUAUACAGUU
Messenger RNA from Zootermopsis nevadensis, 1291 nucleotides. RefSeq names its product selenoprotein K. The record is from RefSeq and is a predicted model, not a curated record. NCBI's taxonomy places the organism in Eukaryota, Metazoa, Arthropoda, Insecta, Blattodea, Termopsidae. Gene Ontology annotation, biological process: endoplasmic reticulum calcium ion homeostasis; calcium ion transport. Gene Ontology annotation, cellular component: Golgi apparatus; endoplasmic reticulum membrane.